AUGUCGUCUCGCACACUCAUCCGAGCCGUUCGACCGGCGCUGCUUGCGCCCAUGCUUGCACGCUCCACUGCUCCCUCCAUCCGCGCUGCUGUCCCUCGACGCAUUGCACCUGCCCUUACCGCCAUCCGCCCUCUCUCGACCACUCCCGUGGUUCGAUCCAAAGACACCAGCUGGCAGAGCAAAGGCGUCGUCAAGUACUCUGAACUCAAGCCCGAGACGGAAUCGCCGUCGGGUGAGAUUACGAUCAUCGACGUGCGCGAGCCCAACGAAGUCGCACAGGGCAUCAUCCCCUCGGCCGUCAACGUACCGCUAUCGCAAUUCCAAAAGGCUUUCUCGGGUAGCGGUGGCGACUUUUUGCGCGACUUUGCCUUCCAACGCCCCGCCUACGACGACAAGGUGGUCUUCUACUGCAGAUCGGGUAAGAGGUCCCAACAAGCGCUCGAAUUCGCCCAAAAGAACGGCUGGUGGAAUGUGAGGAACUACGAGGGCUCAUGGCUCGAUUGGGUGCAGCAGGAAGAAGCGCGUGGUCAAGCUUCCAAGAUCAAGGAAGAUGACGAUUGA
Moesziomyces antarcticus is the source of this 561-nucleotide messenger RNA. RefSeq names its product endoplasmic reticulum protein. Gene Ontology annotation, molecular function: thiosulfate-cyanide sulfurtransferase activity. The transcript is spliced from 2 exons. The record is from RefSeq and is a predicted model, not a curated record. Lineage: Eukaryota; Fungi; Basidiomycota; Ustilaginomycetes; Ustilaginales; Ustilaginaceae. Gene Ontology annotation, cellular component: mitochondrion. The coding region runs from base 1 to 561 and encodes 186 amino acids.